This is a messenger RNA of Pygocentrus nattereri (red-bellied piranha), 1214 nucleotides long. RefSeq names its product actin binding Rho activating protein a (gene abraa). The record is from RefSeq and is a predicted model, not a curated record. Gene Ontology annotation, cellular component: sarcomere. NCBI's taxonomy places the organism in Eukaryota, Metazoa, Chordata, Actinopteri, Characiformes, Serrasalmidae. Gene Ontology annotation, molecular function: actin binding. Gene Ontology annotation, biological process: positive regulation of transcription by RNA polymerase II; positive regulation of Rho protein signal transduction. The transcript has 2 exons. The coding region runs from base 1 to 1035 and encodes 344 amino acids.
AUGAGUACCCGCACCGCUCAGGAGAGUCGGCCUUUCAGCAGGGCCGUAAGAAAGAUCAAGGUGGCCGCUGCGGUGACCAGUCUGGCCAAGAGCUGGCAGAACUGGGCCAACGAGCACUCCUGCAAACAAGACACAAUCCCCUCAGGUUGGAUGCCCGACUCCAUCAUCCAGGAUGAGAAAGAGAAGGAAAGGAAUGAGGUGAAGCUCCAGGUCAUGCCUCGAGUUGUCGUGGUCAAUGAUGAAGACAAAGCUGACAGCAAGAUCAAGACAGGUACGGUCAGCAAGGCCAUCGAGCCAAAACGCAGUGAAUAUGGUCACGAUCUGGUGAGCUCCAUCAAGGAGAAGAUCCAAACCAACCAGAUGACAGCUGAGGAGCCAAGAGCCUUCCUGGGGAAUGAGUCUCCCACCAGAAGACGGCUUUGUAGUGGGAAGGCCAGCGCUUCGGUGAAGGGUCUGGGACAGAGAGAAGAAAGCAAGAUGGGGUCUCGGAGCAGCAGCUUGGACACAGAGGACAGCGGACUGGGAGAAGAUGCAGCUCUGAGCGACAACAGUGAUCAAAGCGAGGUUGAGCGGAAGAAACCAAUUAGCAGACCCAAGAUUAGGGUGACCACAAUGGGCGACAUCAGAAGCAAGUGGCAGAAGUUCGCCGCGGAGCACGAGGAAGGUCAGAAGCUCAACCCGUUCAGCGACGACUUCGAUUACGAGCACGCCAUGGCCAUUCGACUGCACAAGGGCGAUGCGGGUUACGGGCGGCCCAAAGAGGGCUCCAAAACCGCUCAGAGAGCCGACCGCGCCCAGAAACACAUCCGCCGGGAAAUGGAGGAGAUGUGCUUCAUCAUCCGGGACAUGGGGCAGAGGGACAGAGACGGCCGCAUUUACAUUACCUUUGGCCGCCUGUUCGACCGCUACGUCAAGAUCUCCGAUAAGGUGGUGGGGAUUUUGCUCCGCUGCCGAAAACACAAGAUGGUAGAAUUUGAGGGGGAGAUGCUGUGGCAGGGCCAGGACGAUCACGUCAAGAUAAUCCUGCUGGAUUGAUGAUCUAGAACGUCAAACAUCUAAUAGAUACAGUGCUGUGCAAAAGUCAGACAACCGUAUUUAUUUCAUUUCCAGUCAAAAUAGUCAUUGAGCACAAUUUACUUGUUUUUCAGCAUCAGCAAACAGUAGAAAACAUAUCGCUGUCAUUGGAACAAAACCUCGUAUCUCCAAAACGGUCA